This is a messenger RNA of Dreissena polymorpha, 1438 nucleotides long. Its product is annotated as pituitary homeobox 1-like. NCBI's taxonomy places the organism in Eukaryota, Metazoa, Mollusca, Bivalvia, Myida, Dreissenidae. Gene Ontology annotation, molecular function: transcription cis-regulatory region binding. The record is from RefSeq and is a predicted model, not a curated record. Gene Ontology annotation, biological process: regulation of DNA-templated transcription. The coding region runs from base 145 to 1389 and encodes 414 amino acids. Gene Ontology annotation, cellular component: nucleus. The transcript is spliced from 5 exons.
CCACAAAACCCAAGUAUGUCUUGUCCAUGGCCUAUUCGUGUCCAAUUAUCCGAUGGAAAACCAGUAUGUUUACACAUUCUACUGGCUAACUGGCAGCUGCAUCCAUACAAAUAGGAAUAUAACGAUUCCAUAAGGUUAUUAGACAUGGCGAAAGGUUUUAUGCUACUUCUUCUGAUAGUCUCGACUAUCCUACUGGAUCACGUGUCCGAGACUUCCGGCGCUCGGGACAUGCACCCCUUUAGCCCGGUGUUCCACACGGGACCUUACAACAGUUUCAGUUUGGACGAGUUGUUUUCAAGGAAGUCAUCGACAGCCAUACAAAGUCUGAUAUCACUUCCGGUACUUAACACGUCAGACAAAGAGAACAUCCACAAUACAACGACAGACAUUUCUCCCUGCUUGCCCGCAACCGAAAGCGUUUACCACAAUGUACCGCGCAUGCUCAACGGGUACCAGCCGCAAGUGAAAGGCGAUAGUAACGCCGGUGCAUCUUCUUUACGUGCGUCUCGAUACGCUCCGUACAGCACAUCUCACUUCCUGUCGUUCAGACACAAGACUCUCCAAGAAAGUACCGGCUCCAAACGAGACGAAAAGAAUAUUGACGUCCUAGACGACAGUCAAGAUAAUUUACGAACCAGCGAUGUCCCAAACACGACCGACUCCUCGAUAUCCACUCACGACUCCACCUCCCCAAAGUCGUCUGCUUCCUUGUCAUCUCCGGCUAGCAGCGCGCGCGCUUCACCGGAGUCAGUCACAGAGCCGGUAACCAGCCCGGAAACCAGCUCCGAGCAGACGACCAAGAAAAAGGCGCGAACCAACUACACGAAUGAACAGAUUCAGACGUUGCUGAAACUCUUCCACGAGAAUCCCUACCCCGAGUCGGAGAUGAUGGAAAACAUUGCCAAGGACUUCGGGGUGCCCGAGAACAAAAUCAAGAUCUGGUUCCAGAACAAGCGCGCACGGUGGCGCAGGCGAGUCAACGACAACAUGAACCACUUCCCUGGGCAGCCGUUCAUGCCCGUGUCUCCAAUGUUGUCGCCGGUCCACUCAUACGGGUCCAUGUACGGCAACAUGAUGUCGUCAUCGCCGCAACAUCCAGCUUAUUUCAACUACCCAUGGAUGCAGUCAGGCGCGCUAAGUCCGAACAAUAGCAACAACAACCAGCCACUUCCGGGGCACUCCCGUCUGCCGCACACGAACAUGACAGCGACGCCUGUGACGUCCACGUAUUUCCCACCCGUUUCCAUGCCGACCAGUAUUUCGCAUAUGUCGUCUGCAACGGCAUAUCCGCUCAGAACGUCACCACAACAAAUGAUGACGUCACAACAGAGACAAUAUCAGUACCCACAUUUCCUGUACGGAUCACAGGGGUACCAUGGUGGCCAAUAGACAUUCCGCUUCGAUGUGCUUGUUUUGUUAGAUAUAUAUUUGUUGCGGU